CCCACACUGGCUGCAUUCCAUUUUCAGGUGCUGUGUAUCGUAAAACAAUAUAAAUAUAAUUAAACGUGACACUCACUCAGUAUACUCGUCAUUGCGUUUGUGUCGAUCGGAUCGCAGUGUGUGCGGCCCUUAAACGGACAACGAACAGUAAAGCUCUCGGUAUGAUUUCGCUCAGCUGUAUCGGUGCGUGGAUUGUCCUACUUACGGUCGGAUGUUCCGUAACGCAUGGUAAGCAUUAUGUUGGGUUUUGGGGCGGUUCAUUUCCUGUUCCGAUUUCGUCCACCAAGUAACGUUUGAUGCCUUCCCUCGUUCCACGGCUGCAGCCGAUGACUCGAAGAUCGUCGGUGGCAUGACAGCUAACGAGCGCAUCCCGUACCAGAUCUCGCUCCAGGUGCUGGUAAGCUCGUUCUUUGGCUUUGGGCCGAAGCGCUGGAUGCACAACUGUGGCGGCUCGAUCGUGAACGAGUACUACGUGGUAACGGCCGCCCACUGUCUGGACGGGAUGGACAUUAACCGGAUGUCGAUCGUGGCCGGUACGAACGAUCUGCGGAACGACAGUUCGAAGGGUACGCGCUACUUCCUCGAGUCGUACAUGAUCCAUCCGGACUACAUCGAGCUGAACCGGAGCGACAUCGGCGUGAUGCGCGUGAAGGAGGCGUUCACGUUCAACGAGAACGUGCAGCCGAUCCGCUACUCGUCCGACUUUGUCGGGGGUGGUGUGACGUGCCUUCUGACCGGGUGGGGCUACACCAUGCCGAUCCGUGUCGGAUCGACGCCCAAGGACCUGCAGGAGGCGGAACUGACGACGAUCACGAACGACCAGUGCCGGGAGCGCGGCAUGCCCGUUAACCCGACCGAGAUCUGUACCUUUACCCGCGUUGGGCAGGGUGCUUGCGGGGGUGAUUCCGGUGGUCCGCUGGUGUGCAACAAUCAGCUGUCCGGCGUCGUUUCGUACGGUACGCGGUACUGUGGUAUCGGUGUGCCGGAUGUCUACACGCGCGUGUCGGAGUUUGACUCGUGGAUUCAGGAAAAUACGCAAACCAGCGGUUCUUCCAGCGAUACGCCACCGGCUGGAGAGUAGCAACCUGCCUGAAGUGGCUCACAGAUUUCCAAUCCCUUCGUCCAGGAGUGAAGAUCUCAAACCAUGCACCCUACUACCCAGCAAAGAAAUAAAGUAAAUGUAAUAUAAUAUUUCAAUUUAAAAAACCACA
This is a messenger RNA of Anopheles gambiae (African malaria mosquito), 1211 nucleotides long. Its product is annotated as chymotrypsin-1. Gene Ontology annotation, biological process: proteolysis. The record is from RefSeq and is a predicted model, not a curated record. The transcript has 3 exons. Bases 350 to 1081 code for a protein of 243 amino acids. Gene Ontology annotation, molecular function: serine-type endopeptidase activity. Lineage: Eukaryota; Metazoa; Arthropoda; Insecta; Diptera; Culicidae.